This is a messenger RNA of Blepharisma stoltei, 210 nucleotides long. The record is from the annotation of a GenBank genome assembly. NCBI's taxonomy places the organism in Eukaryota, Ciliophora, Heterotrichea, Heterotrichida, Blepharismidae.
AUGCUUGUAAUGCUUUAUCUGAUAACUCAGCUGAAUUUUUCCUCGUCUUUAGGCUUUUUAUUGGUGAUGAUACUUUCAAUACAUAAAUUUAUGAUUUCUUUAACAAAUAAAGAUAAGACUAUAAAAUGACGGAAUUGACUUCAGAAAUUGCGCGAAAAUUGGGUUUUAACAUUCCAAGUCAUGAAGGCGAAAAUCUUAGUGAUCAGUUAA